Molecule: messenger RNA, 660 nt
Organism: Humulus lupulus (European hop)
Lineage: Eukaryota; Viridiplantae; Streptophyta; Magnoliopsida; Rosales; Cannabaceae
Product: protein GRIM REAPER
Exons: 1
Coding region: 122-592 (156 amino acids)
Source: RefSeq, a predicted model, not a curated record
AAAUAUUUAAAGCAAAUUGUACAUACUUUAAUAAGAAACAAAACAGCUUAAAUAACCUUCUCAUGCUCAGCUCCCUUGUACUCAUUGUGUGAACAAUAAUAAGCCAAUAAUUUUAACGUUAAUGGCCUCGAUUCACUCGUUAAUCUCUCUCUCUCUACUACUUCUUCUUCUACUACUACUACCAUCAACAAUAUCCUCCUCAAACGACAUUAAUUAUACUAAUGAAAACGAAGAAGAAGAGCACUACUAUGAACUCGACAACCCAAUUCCAAAGUUGAGAUCACGAAGUGGUUUCUUCUUGGCCAACAUUAUAAAGAAAGGCGCUAAUUGUGGUCACACCCACAUCAAAGUGUGCGAUGGGGCCUCGGCUAACAAAGGGAAGAGCAUGUUGUUUUGCUGCAAAACGCAUUGUCGUAAUGUUCUAGGAGACCGCAACAACUGCGGGGUGUGUGGCCACAAGUGCAAUUUUGGGGAGAGCUGCUGCGACGGGAAGUGCACUGUCGUUUUGUCCAAUCCUCACCAUUGUGGCAAAUGCGGUCGGCAAUGCAGAAAGGGUGUUAAAUGCGAUAAUGGAUACUGUGGUUAUGCAUAACAACUUCACUCUUGAUUAUCGUAUCGUAGUCUUACAUUAUAAUUGCUGACGUGGCAAAUUAUAGUACG